Messenger RNA from Moneuplotes crassus, 886 nucleotides. The record is from the annotation of a GenBank genome assembly. NCBI's taxonomy places the organism in Eukaryota, Ciliophora, Spirotrichea, Euplotida, Euplotidae.
AACAAUGAACAUACACUGAUCUUGAAGAUUAAAAAUUACUGUAACAGGCAUUGGUUCAAGCCUCAAAUGCUUUGCUUAUCAUUGCAUCUCUUUAAAUAUUGAAGAGAAGAAAGCACUUUGAAUAUUCUCAGCUGGGAUGGAUACCCACCCUUCUCUUGAGAAAUUAUGUCUAAUUUAUGUCACAACUCGAACUUGUCUUUUAAAGAUUAACAAUGAGUCUCUUCGUGACGAAGUACUUCUUUAGGGGAAGAUUAACGGAACUGUCAAAGACUACUUUAUUACAUUAGGAAUAAAUUUCAACGGAGAGAAUAAGUUUGUUUCAAAGACUUUCUACUGGUAUUCCUCAACCAACUGGAACUUUGCAUCAAUGCCAACUAUUUGUGGCAAAACAGCUCAGAUUGUUAAGAAAUUCAAUGAAUUAUUCACUAGAAAGCAUAGCAAAAUAUUGAAGGAUGGAGAAAGCGAAGAGGAAAAACUAGUUACACAUUUUAAAAUGGAGCUUUUAUCCUCAGCAAUAAAGCUAAUAGCAUCAUUAGCUAGAUAGACUAGCUUAUGUAGUUGGAGAUAUUAAAAAGCAAUGCCAUCUUGUUCCUGAGGGAUCCCUUAAAUUUAUUCCUGACAAGAAGUGAGAAGGAAUGUAGCUUUUGUAGGUCUUUCUAAAGAAGAUGCAUCAGUCUUUCAAAAUAUUAACACUUCAGGAAGGCGGAAUUCAAGGAUAAGAUAGAACAGAUGGAAAGAGAUGAUUCAAUAUUCAAACAUGACUUCUUAGACUGCAUCGAUCAUGAUGAAAUCAAAGGAUCUUGGUAAUUGCAAUUAGAUACUACAGGAUCAGUUGCUAAUAUCAGAAACUUGUUAUGCCCAGGGUUUUAUGUUUAUCACAAGGUUG